CCUAGUCCCAGGUACAUAGAAUAGCUACUGAUUCGCGGCCCACGGUUUUGGCGACGACGUCAACGUUUUGCCCGUUUGUUUGUCACAUCCACACCAAUUGACAAAUCAAAACCCUCAACACCAGACUUGCGACAUAUUCGCCGAACGUAAAAAUGUCUAGCCGCUGUCUCCUACGGGCCACGCCCUUCGAGAGGCUAGCCGCCGCCGCCGCCGCUCCUCGAACCAACCUCACGCUCCCAUCCUUCACUACCGCCGCCCCGAUAUUGAGGAGAUGCGCCUCUACAGCAACAAUCACGCCAAAGAAACCGGCACCCACCCCGAAAGCAACCAAGGCCCCAGCAUUGACGCGGCGGGAGCGCAGGCCUCACCCGCCCAAGAAGUCGAUAGCGACGCCGCGGCCGAGCCAUAAAGUCCGGGGCCCAUUCUUUGUCAACCGCACCGCGUCCAAUUUGCUCCCUGUCUACCACGACAAGAAGUCCUCCCUGCCCGGGCUGACGUUGAUCCGCAAGAUCGACGGAGACGCGCAUACUUUGAGGGACGAACUCGUGGAGCUGCUCGGCACUCCCGAGAUAGAGGUCAGGGGCGUGACGAACCACAUCUGGGUAAAGGGGGAACAUAAAACUGCCAUCGUCGAAUAUCUCCAGUCUAAGGGAUUCUGAUGUACUUCAAACCUCGGUAUUGAUGUGCAAAAUGCUUUGUAAGAGGGACAUCGCCUUACUUGCCCACUAGACACAAGGGUCCGCUUGACAACAAUAGCGAGUCGUGGGAAAAAGGAAGGCAUCCUGAGCCGGUCCGCAGUGUAGGGUUUCUAGAGCCGUCAUUCUGUGGCACGGUUGUGUAAUAAUAGUACUCAUUCCAGUGUUGUAUUACUACAGCUUGUGGAAUAGUUGGACAAGAUGGGAGACCGAUCCCCGUCUUGUUGACGUUAAGUUUGACUAAAUGGAGUCACUGGACAGCGUAGUGUAGUGUGGUCAAGGGAAAUGACAGAUAGGUGGUUAAAUGUAACACAACAUAGAGAUGUACGCUAAAUUCUUAUACACAAAAGUCUUCCCUACACUCGAUGUAGAAUUUUACACGUAGCGGGAAGGGACAAUUAACACCAACAACACCAGACCCUGAAACCCUAGGUAGAAACCAAUUCAUUUCUCAGACAAUCUCCCGUACGAAUGCCUGAAAGAACCAGAAUUGGGGCGUGAGAAGAACUUCUAUAUCCAUAAAGCUUUAUUGCCAAGCCAAGCAAACUCGACCGAAAUUCUGACAGCCAGAGUAUCCACCCCUUAGAACGAGAUGCUUUCGAUGGAUGGACGCUUGAGUAGGCAUUCGAAAAAAAUGAGCUCAGCAAAUGAUUCUCAUUAAUCAUCCAAAGAGGCCGCCGCAACAAGUUGUUGCAGAACACGAACAUCAGACCUUGUCCAUUCAUCCGAAGGAAGCUUGAGUAAUUCGCAGACCAAAUCUGUGCUUGGCACAACUUUGGGCGGUAUGGACCCCUUCGGAUCGGCAGGAUCCCUUGACUUCUCGGCUAGGCGUCUUAAUAUCGACGAACUCAAAGCUGCGAGAUACAGACAGUCGUAUGCUUGCUGUGGCAGUUGAGGAGGUGCACGGUUGCGGCCAUGGCCAGUCCUCGGCUGUUGAUGAACUUUCUCUUUGAUGUAUUCAAACUGCUGACACAUGUGCCAUGUGAGCCUGUGAAGAUUCUGAGGGAAAUCACAUCCACUCGACAGCCAGGCUCGAACAAUUUCUGAAUCAUGGCCAGGGGCAAGGCUGAGAAUUGUUUGCGCUACUAGCAGACCUUGCAUCAGCGCAGGCUUUCGCGCCUCGGGAACCGGUGCCCUAGUGACAUCAAGGCUUUGCUCAGGUAUCAAUGAUAUAGCCAGGCCAAAGCAACGUGUCAGGAGCUCAUAUGGCAUUGAUUGUGACAUGUCUCCGGCCAGAAUAGCUGCAAAAUGACUCCUGUUCUGUUCUUUGCUGACUAGGAGCUUCGAAAAGGCUUCGAUGGCCACCGGUAGAUAUGUGUGAAGCUGAGGGUUAUACGGCGGGAAGUAAAGGUUAUCGGCGGCGAGGUUGGGCGCAGGCGCAGGAGCAAAGGCUAAAGCAAACUGGAGGAAACAGUAUGCGUGUUCUCUUUCGGAGAUUUCCACACAAGUCGAUAUGUUGGAAAGGAUAGUUACGACAUCCUUCAUCAAGUCGAGGGUGUUGCGAUGAGUCCGGAGUAACAUGUUCCUGGUACCAAGAUAUCGUAUCAAGGUGCACAAGAAUUUGACUACUUCUUCUUCCGCAAGGACUGACCGGGUACGAACUUCGUCCUGUUCGACUAUGCCAAAUGACAUGUUGCGAAUAAUUGUAGUAAUACACAACAAGCGAUCAACGGCUCGAUCGAGCUCGUAUUCUUCUGACCCAGGCGUAGGCUCAUCGUGCAUAGUCGAGUUCUCGAUGUGACAUGCGCGGAUGACGUCCUCGUAAUUACUGAUUAGGAUCUCGUCAGAGACCUCAACAGUGUUAUCGACCAGGACAUCAAGUUGAUCUUCGGCGCAUUCCAACAAGCAUUCGAUGAGCUCUCCAGCCUGGUUGAGGUCAACUUGAAACUGGCGAGCUUCACUUGCGGUAAAGGUGGCGAGUGUAUCAAGCGCCAUGCGGACCUCGGCUCGAAUGCCGGACUGGAGGCUUCUGCAAAGAGCAUGCAAAUCAAUGUUGCCCAAGGCAGCUAGAGGCGGAACGUCUGGCCGGAGCUCUCUCAGCCGUUGUGUGACAAUCUCAAAGGAUUCGCCAUAGUAAACGCCUGCGUACUCGUUUUCCUUCCAUUGUCGCACGAUGGGCCUAUAAAUAGAAGGAUCUUCGGCUGGAACAGGUUCCCUCUUAGGACUGGGGUCGAGAGGCGGAGGUCCCGGAAGUGAGGAUCUCACGCCUUUGGCCGACAUGGGGGAUUGCCCUGCAAGGUCAUCGCGGGUUGGCGUCCCUUGAAUAUUACGCGAAAGACUGUUCCUGGCAUGGCCCUGCAUCGCAGCUGGGUGUGGCUGGGGCUGCACAGAGGUGCUUGAGAAGCCAUUCAUCAUGGGCGGUUGCCCCUGCUUCGCUGGGGCCGGCGGCUGUCCCUGCACCAAGUGAGGCGGCUGACCCGGUUGGUUCAUGACUGAGCCUGGCGGCAUCUGCCCAGGCAUGCCGGGUUUCGUCGGUGUGCCGGGGGUCUGGGCGUGUCCAGGCAUACCUGGAUGUUGCUGUGACUGUUGCGCCUGUUGCAUUUGCUUCGCCCGGCCUUGGGCCAUGUAAUCGUCGAACCUGAGCAAGUUCCUCUCAUAUAUCUGUCGCAGUUGUGCCGGCGCCAUCUGGAACUGCACGGGAUGCAUACCCAGCGCGUUUGAUACAUUGGGCCACAGAUUGCUCUGCGUCACGUUUCGGUACCCACCAUGCUUGCCAACGGCUUGCCUGAGAUUCCAUAGACUGAUCGGUCGGUUCUCGACGAUUGGGUUCGGGUCAAGCGGCUGUCCUUGUUUAGACAUGAACUGAGAGAGCUUUUCUAGGAAAUCGGGGGCUCCGGGAGGACCUCGUUGCAUGCCAGGCUGAGAUGGCAUGGGCUGGCCAGGCUGAGGACGCAUUGCGCCUGGCGGCAUCUGGCCGUUGGGCAUUUGCUGUCUCGCCAUAACGUUGCGGUUUUGGCCGGCCAUCUGGGGAGACAUCUGCACACCUUGCGGCUGAGCCUGGGGGGAUGGCGGAACAGGUGAUUUCUGAACUGAAGGCGACUGGGCCACUUGUUGAGGAUGUUGUUGUUGCGGCGGGGGCUGCUGAGGCUGCGGCUGUCUAUGUUGGUUAGGUGGCUGCUGGUGCUGCUGUUGCGGUUGCUGCUGCUGCUGGAAUUGACGUUGCAUCUGCAUUUGCUGGAGGAGUUUCUGUUGGUCCCUCGCAGCCUGCGGCAUUUGCUGCUGCAGCUGUUGAAAGUGUUGCAUUUGUUGCAUUUGAUUCAUUUGUUGCAUUUGACCUGGAAACAUAUGUUGUGGCAUUUGACCCAUCAUCCCCAUUUGGCUCAUUUGCUGGGGAGACAUUUGCCCGACCUGAGGUGGUAAAUGGCCCAUCGGCUGAGGCAUCAUCUGCCCUCCCAUAGGGCCGCCCAUCUGACCAGGCAUUUGCCCUGCCAUAGGACUUUGAGUAUGUCGCGCUUGGGACGGGCUUGGUGCAAACUGCUGAUUGAAGGCAGGAGGGUAGUUCCCUUGCUGCAUGUACGCGUUCGGCUGCGGUGUUCCGCCUUGUUCAGAAGGCGCUGGUGACGCUUGAUGUCCGAAGUUUUGACCUGCAGGAGAAUACGGAUGGGGAGAUGCGGUUGACACCCGUUGAGGUACACUACCAGGUCGCAUUUGGUUCGCCAUUAUCGGGGAGGGAGUCGCGUUAGCCGACCCAUUUGUCUGAAGAUGAGGGUAUGGAGACGGUUGUCCUGAAGGAGUUUGCUGUUGUGGUUGCUGUGGUUGCUGUGGCUGCUGUGACGUCUGUUGUUGAGAUUGCUGUUGUUGAGGUUGUUGUUGCUGCGGCUGUUGUGGUGGAUAGUUCGCAUAAUGAUUUUGCUGAGGCGUCUCGGCGCGUGAAGUGGGUGCCAUUCCCGGGGCCGGCCUGGGCGAGCCCGCGAGGCUGUCUUCACGCGGUCGAGGUCGCUUCGAUGGGAUAACCGAGUUCGUUUGAUAAACCGGGUUGGGAAAGCCACCGGGCUGGUUGCGCAUAUUGCCAUUUUGCAUGGCGAGCAUUUGUUGAGGGUUCGCGAACUGCGCAGCGGCGGCGGGAUUGAAUUGGCCCGAAUUGGCCAUAUAGGCGGAUGGGUCCAUCAUGGCUCCUGAAGACUGGGAAGGAUCGCUAACGUGAUGUGUAAAGCCGUUGCCAUUAUGAUUGGGGAGAGCGGCGGAGGCGUCGUUCAUCCAGGAGCUCAUGGCUAGAGGCAGAAGCAGAGGGUGAGGAGCAAGAAAGAGGAGAGAGCCCGACCCAUCUGGCGACUACGAUGGCGCGGAAUUAGCAGCGAUCAUUGGUUUGAAGUCUGCAAUACACGUAUGAAUACAAAAGUAUAAAAAAAAGAGAUGGAAAGUGACACGGCGAGCACUUGUCGCGAUGGAGUCGUCGCGUCGCGGAUGAAGAGUGUGUGUGGUGUGUGUGGUGUGUGUGUGUGAGUGCUUGUUCCGGGUAUGGGGCGUUUUUUUUUCUGCGUUGCGAAAGUGGUCGGGGGGUAGGGUGCUGGGACGGAGUGCUGUGCUCGAUCCCUUGGGGCCAGCAGACAGACAGCAAGCAAGCAAGCACGAGUCGCAGCGGCUCUUCCUAUGGGGGAAACGCGCGCGCGAAAAGACGUGUGGGUUCCGCUAGACUGGGGUUGAGAGACAGAAACCAGGCAGAAAGGUAAGGCAGGAAGGAGGUGAGGGAUACGCUGCUGAGGGCCCGGAAAGGUGAGGCAGAAUUUUUUGGCGCGUUGGUUAUUGGGGCCACCCGAUCGCAACACGUCGGGAACAAGCAACCAUCAACUUUUGCAGCAAUCAGAGCCUCGUUUCAUCCAGAAAAGGCUAGGAAAUUGAUGGGCAAAUGUCACGGGACAAAAUACAAAUGUUAUUGCAUCGCCGGACAGCCGGGGCUGGCAAAAAUGAGAGCAAGAAAAGGGGAAGGUCUUACCUAAGGCGCGCGUUCAGUGUGUGGAUGAACUGAACUGUGUGAACUGUGAUGCGAGAGUUGCGCUCUUGCAGGCCAGCCGGGUCGGCUGUGUUCUUGCUCUCCUUGGCCCAACCCGCCGCUGUUCACUCUUUUCCACGAGUGGAUUAGCUCAGUUUUAAGCGAAAGCGUUUUAUAACAUGAGUCGAAGCCAAUCAAAUGCACGCGAUUGCUGAGACCUGCGGCAGGUCCCACUUUUGAUAGAGAGUAGACCCAUCCCAUCGCAUCAAGGCAAGUCAAGUCAACCGUCCCGAUGGCCGCCGCAGUGGCACAACAUGAACCUCUUUGUUAGUAAGGCUGUGAGAACCCCAGUCUUGACCUCAUAUGUCGCAUACAUGCUGAAUUGUUGGCCUUUGCCAGCCAUUAGCGGCGAGUUGACGGGCAUUUUCAACCAGUCUGGGUGAGUUACCAUCAAAUGAGUGAUAACGGUAGUGUUCUGAGGCGCCUGCAGCCACUGCAGCCGAACUCUUUUGGGCUUAAGUUUGGAGCAGGUUAUAUGGUUUGAGAGCAAGAUGGGUGCCGGGCGCAAAAUGUCUGACCUUCGCGUGAGCAACUCCUUGGGACGCUGCAGAGUAGACUGCAGGCCACGCAACUCGGUUUAUAGUUGCGGUUUCAUGGAAUCGAGGUCAAGCUGAACAUUAACACCUCGAAAACCUUGCUGUAGCGCCCCGGCAAUUCUUUUUCGACCUCUGGCUUGUUCAAUCCAUGUUUCUUGGGCGUCCGAGGAAUGUCGGAUGCGACGACAAAAGCCACCACAACAGCCUGGCCUGACAACUUGUCACAAAGCUUCCCAAGUGAUUGUGCCCAAGUGCUGCUCAGUCUGGAGAAAAGUUAUCCCCAUGCAGCCUUUGAGCUGUUUUUUUUUUUUUUUUUGCAGCAAACAGAUUCCAUCGUCCCCGUAAUUUUUCCCAACUGUGAAUUGCACAGUGAUCGUCGCUUGUCACUCAA
This is a messenger RNA of Pyricularia grisea, 6612 nucleotides long. RefSeq lists its product as uncharacterized. The record is from RefSeq and is a predicted model, not a curated record. Bases 153 to 659 code for a protein of 168 amino acids. The transcript is spliced from 2 exons. Gene Ontology annotation, cellular component: ribosome; mitochondrial large ribosomal subunit. Gene Ontology annotation, molecular function: structural constituent of ribosome. Gene Ontology annotation, biological process: translation. Lineage: Eukaryota; Fungi; Ascomycota; Sordariomycetes; Magnaporthales; Pyriculariaceae.